AACACUGUGGCCUGAAGAGUCAGUCUGAGGAGAAGAUUGAGAGUUUUCCUGCCGUUUCCUGAGCUGUGCCUCAGGGAUAUCAGCAUACAGGUCAUAUAUUUCGGUGAGGAAGAGAUUUUAAAAGCGAGAAUUAUCCAAAAUGUCGUACAGACAAGGACUAGAGAAAUACCGAGAUCUGGAUGAAGAUCAGAUCCUUGGAGCACUUACGGAAGAAGAAAUCAAGAUGCUGGAAGAUGAAUUGGUAGACUUAGAUCCAGACAAUGCACUGUUGCCGGCAGGAAUGAGGCAGAAAGAUCAGACAAAAAAAACACCUACUGGCCCCUUUAAAAGGGACGACCUUCUGGCACACUUGGAGAAGCAGGCAAAUGAUAUUAAAGACCGAGAAGAUCUGGUUCCUUUCACAGGGGAAAAAAGAGGAAAAGUCUGGGUCCCCAAGCAGAAGGCGAUUGAUCCUGUUUUGGAAAGCGUAACCCUAGAACCGGAACUGGAGGAAGCACUUGCAAAUGCCUCCGAUGCUGAGCUCUGCGACAUUGCUGCUAUUCUUGGCAUGCAUACCCUGAUGAGUAAUCAACAAUAUUACGAAGCCCUUGGAAGCACAACUAUAGUCAACAAAGAAGGAUUGGACAGUAUAAUUAAGCCCACGCAGUAUAAAUCAAUUCCCGAUGAACCCAAUUCAACCGAUGUAGAAGAAACCUUGGAGCGGGUGAAAAACAAUGAUCCGGAACUUGAGGAAGUCAAUCUCAAUAAUAUUAAGGACAUUCCCAUACCAACUUUAAAAGCCUACGCAGAAGCUCUGAAGAACAACAGCUAUGUGAAAAAGUUCAGCAUCGUGGGAACAAGAAGCAAUGACCCCGUCGCUUAUGCACUGGCAGAAAUGUUAAAAGUCAACGGUGUAUUGAAGAGCCUAAAUGUGGAAUCAAAUUUCAUUUCCGGAUCAGGAAUUCUGGCCCUGAUAGAAGCGCUGCAGCACAACACGACACUGAUUGAGCUCAAAAUUGACAACCAGAGCCAGCUCCUGGGCAACAAGGUGGAAAUGGAGAUUGCAAGCAUGUUAGAGAAAAAUACGUCUCUCUUGAAGUUUGGGUACCACUUCACUCAGCAAGGCCCCAGGCUGCGUGCGUCAAAUGCCAUGAUGAACAACAACGACCUUGUGAGGAAGAGAAGGCUUGCAGACUUGAAUGGGCCUAUCUUUCCCAAGUGCCGGACUGGGGUGUAGUUCUUGGCUGUGCAGGUGGUACCCAUGAGCUUGCACUGGACGUCGAAGUUUUGCGGCAGAGCAACUGUGCAGUGAAUUUGUGGUGCCUGUUUUCCAUAUGACAUCCUUGCACACUAAAGAUUUAAGCUAAAUAGUGAUAGUAGGCAAAGACCUUUAUUAUCAACGUGUGGAUAAUGACAUCUUUUUUUUUUUUUAAAGAGUAAUCCGAAAUUUCAGCCCGUUAACGAUAAGGUGCUAAUUUUGGAUUCCAUCAAAAUUCAUCACAGCACAAAGAUGGCUUUAACCUAUAGUUAGACUGAAGCCUAAUUUCGGUAUAGGUUUUUUUUUUUUGGUGUGGUGUGAUAUGCAUGAGUAGUUAACGACAACAACAAGAUGUGAUACUACUCUGCAAAUGUAGCAGAAACGUUAAAAAAAUACUUUAUUUUUGACUUGAUCUCAAGAAUUAAAAAGAAGCUACUCGUUUUGACAGCAUUUCUAUCAUCCCAACGUACAUCAUUAAUUUAAGGACUUAUGAAUUGCAAUCAGCUAGCAACAUCCCCAGCCGAACAUUUUUUACAGCACCUGUUAUUCUUAAAGCAUCUGCACGCCCACCCAACAGAAAGAAUGUUAAGGCUACUCUUUUCCUAAGCACUAGUCAUAAGAAAAAGACAGCUGCUGAAUGGGAUGUCAGCCAUUCUUUUCUGCUGAAGAAUUUAAGACCUUUAAAAAGUGGAUUUGCACAUGUACUCUUAAACCUUCUGAUAAUACACACAAGUCAGUUUCUAGCCUCUUUGUUCUUGCAUUUUGUGUUAAUGACGGCUUUUAUUUGCUUUUUUACACUUCUCUUUUGUUUCAAGAAUUGUCCUUAUAUCCCUGUUGUUGCAGAUUUCUGAACAAACAAGUUUCUAAUGGCACAGUUCCCUUCAAUUAAGCAACUCUUUUGUGAAAAGCUGCAUUGGGUCUGAUGCCUGUAAGCUCUAUCUGACCAAGGCCCCUUUGAUUCAGUUAAUUCUACCUACACAGAAGUAAAUAGGAUACAGCAUUAAGGCCUGGCCAAGAGCCGUCGGUCAUGAGGACUAGAUGCCCUCACUACCCAAGGCCACCGCACUCCCCCAAAGUCCUCAGCUCACUGCAGAGGCUUGUGCGGAAGUGUGACCUUACACUUUGCACACAUUGGUUGGGACCCUUGGAGGCAGUAUUGCAAACCUUGUGCUGCCCUCAACCUUUCUAGCUGUCUGUGUGAAUUUAAACGAUGCCACCCUGAGGCAAGAUGAGGAUGCCAUCUACCUGGGUGCAGUUUUGCCUGCUCCAUUCAGUGUGACAAUCUGCCCUCCCCACAAAGGAGGGCAAAAGAGAGCCAGGAAAUCAACAGGAAAGGACGAUUUGGUGUUGUGGGGCAGAAGUUGGUGAGCAUCCUAAAUGCUCAUGCGAUCUUUAGACCUUGCAGAGCUUGGCUCAUAGCCAAUGGAUGUGACCCAUCAAGUAAAUGCUGCUGGCGCUACCCAUACAUAUCAUGGUGCCCUGUGCAACUUGUUAAAAUGAAUAGAGGGUGUAUUGCACCAGUGCCUGAUGGGCUGAACCCAGUCUUCUAAUAGUAUGCUGCUUAUAAAUUAUGCCUUAAUAAAGCAUCCCAUGUAUGAAUCUUGGCUGAGAA
Molecule: messenger RNA, 2849 nt
Organism: Elgaria multicarinata webbii
Lineage: Eukaryota; Metazoa; Chordata; Lepidosauria; Squamata; Anguidae
Gene: TMOD1
Product: tropomodulin 1
Exons: 10
Coding region: 140-1216 (358 amino acids)
Biological process (GO): muscle contraction; myofibril assembly; actin filament organization
Cellular component (GO): myofibril; cytoskeleton; striated muscle thin filament
Molecular function (GO): tropomyosin binding
Source: RefSeq, a predicted model, not a curated record